This is a messenger RNA of Petromyzon marinus (sea lamprey), 541 nucleotides long. The record is from RefSeq and is a predicted model, not a curated record. Lineage: Eukaryota; Metazoa; Chordata; Hyperoartia; Petromyzontiformes; Petromyzontidae.
CUGUGUGUGUCUGACUGUGUCUGUGUGUGUAGCUCACCAAGAACGCCUACCUACAGCAGAUGCUACAGCUCUAUCAGAACCCCAACUGGGUUGAUGAAAACUCCAGAUUCAACUACGAAGGGGUCACAGCCGUGUGGGAUCGCACCAUGUUCAACUAUCAGUGCUGUGGAGUGAAUGGCCCCCAGGACUGGCAGGCCUACGGCUCGGCCUUCCGAGAGGCCCACCCCGAGGGAGAUUUCCCCUGGCCCUUGCAGUGUUGCAGCCUGGACCCGGCCAGCGGCCUCAUCAGGGACCUCGAUGCCUGUCGGCUGGGCCUGGCUGGGUACUUGAACACCCCGGGUUGCUAUGACUACGUGAGUGGGCCUCUCCACCGCGCCGCUUGGGGUGUCGCCUGGUUCGGGUUCGCCAUCCUCUGCUGGGAGUUCUGGGUCCUGCUGGGCACCAUGUACCUCUAUAACAUCUCCUAGUCACUCCUAGUCACUCCUAGUCACCACUAGUCACUCCUAGUCACUCCUAGUCACUCACUCAGACAGUCAGUCAC